AUGGAGAUACCCGUUGUUGCUUCAGCAGGCGCUGCUGCCUCUGUGUACUAUUACAACCUGGAUCGUUUUAAAUUCGAUGCGGAGCAGAGACAGACCUGUAUCUACCAGGUGCAGAGCAUGCGCCUGGCACAGUGGGGACUUUUUCGCGAGGAUGUCCACGACGUGUUUGGACUAUCGACCUCCUCCAUGGAUAACUACAUCCUGGUGGGCGCACUGGUCGUCACAGCUGUCAUGAAUUUCAUUUUUGUGGGCUACCCGGCCUUCCCUCCAGAGCCGAGGUGGCUACUGCCCAUGUGGAACAACACGGUCUUCGCCUGCAUCACCUUCGGGAUGCUCUGCGUGUGGCUAGGAAUGCACGGCUCCAUCUCCCAACGAUCGGCGAAGGUCAAGAUCUUGACCCAGGCGGUUCGGCCGCCGGUGCCCACGCUAAAGGAUGUCCAGGAUGCCACAAGGGAGCAGGAGAACUUCGAGGCCGGUGGUACCGGGCGUUUCUUCCAGCCUCCGGCCUUCAUCGUGCCCUUUGACACCGAGAUGGAAAGCGUCCCCUCGGUUCAGAACACGGCCUCGGCCAAUCGAACGGUGCCGUUCCCCUCCGCCCAGCAGCGGAAGGCCCGGGUGAAGGGCGCGAAGAAGACGGCAGCUGUCGACUGGCUGGCAGAUGCACCCUACGCUGGCGAGGAGGUCCUUCAUCAUCUCGAGAACUCCGACAAUGGCGGUCCUGGCCGCAGUGCUGUGAUGCACUCGCACUUCUGGAUGCUGCGCCGCGUUCAGAGGGGUUAUUGCUGCUUCGAUGCCUACGCGCGCAUCUGCCUGCUCGUGGCAUGCCAGCAGAUGCUUAUGGUAUGCUGCUACUACUCCCUGGGGCAUUUCAUGUCGAAGAUGGAUCACUGGCCCGUCCGUGGACAGAAUCCUGGGGCGGCGUGGUUGUCCCUGCUGGCUGGAGCUUUCUCCUCCGCCACACUCUUCAGGUUAGACUUGUUCUGCAGCAUCCAGGAGCGGCGCUUGGUGAAUCUGACCCUGCUACUGCCGCCCUUCUUUGCGGGGAUUGCGAUUCACCUCUCGGCAGCCAGGACGAACAACGGGGCCGGGGGCAUCAAACCAUGUGACCAGGUGAUUCCAGCCUGGCUCCCCUGGGUCCUUGCCUUGAUCGCGUGCAUGGGACACAUGGUCUGGAUCUGCGUGAUCCUGCGGGUGGCCUCCCCCCUGAUUGAAGGUUCCGGCCUGCCAUUGAAUUUCCGCUCCACCAUUUACUUGGACAUCUUCGGCUGGCACAACCGCCACUUCUCCGCAGCAGCUGUGCGCAACUCUGUGGCUGCAGCCCACCACUGGGAGAAUCCGGAGGGAGUGCUCUAUGAGUCCAUCAAGAGGCGGCCCGAUCGCCAGUGCCUCAUCACUGCGCACAAGGAGGCCAAGCGGAUCUCGAACACUCUCGGACAGCUGCUGCGCUCCGAGGUGGCGAAGGAGAUGUCCAGGGAGGAGAGCGACGACCUUAAGCAGCUGCACUACACCAUGGAGGAUCGAAUACAAGAGCUGGAAACGCAGAUGUGCCUACCUCCUGGGCGUAGCUCCGACUGGGACCAACGUGGUCCGGCUUGGCUGCAAUCCACCUACCUGGACGGAACCAGUGAAGAGGUCUGCUGGGUGAACUGCCGGGCGGCUCAAGUUAGCUGGCAGAUGCCGGAGGUGGGGCAGAUCAUCGAUAUGAAGCGGCUCAGCACGUCCUUGGAAGAGCUGAAGGUGCGGCUCGGCUUCGGCAGCUUCGACCGAUUUCAGGCCCGACCGCUCCGGACUGCCACCGCUUUUCUCAUGGGUCUCCACCCUGGCGGAAGAGUCUUUGCCCUUCGAGCCUCUUGGCUGCCGAGCCUUUCCUAUGGGUGUGUUCAGUUGGCCGCAUGGGCACAGCUGGUCGCCUGGCUCCUCACGACGGGAUUCAUCCUCUUCUCCCCGAAGUAUUACGACUCUAGCGUGGCGCCUCGCGAGAUGUUCGACCGGACGGCGCUGCAUCGGGUGCAGACUGACUGGGCCCACGAGCACUUCCGCCCGUCCGCCCUUUCCUGCAGCGACGACGGCCGGCAACUCAUGCUGGGUGACCAGUUUCAAAUCUACAUGGGAAAGCUGGAAUUUUAUGGCCACCACGAGGACAGGGAAUCGGAUGCGGAAAUGGCGCCAGAGCAUGACCCACUGAAGCCUGCGCAGCUGCGAACGGUGACUCUGAAGGUGGAUAUGCCAACUUCGACACUGCAUCGGUCCUGGAAAAGCUUCGGCUUCCUCUCCUCAAGGCGCAUGCUGCUUCUGCUGAACCAGCACGGCACUGCUCUGGAGGAGUACUCGCUACGAAGCCACACCCAUGUGCGAUCUUGGACGCUGAGUCCUACGCUUCCUUUUAAGAGGCUUGAGAGCAUCUUCGUCGCCGGACCGGAGGAGUCUGCGCAGUGUGUCAGCGAGGGCUCCGGCUUUUCGGACCGCGGUUGGAUUGUCUUCGCCUCCACGGACUCAGGGCAGGUGGUGACCCUCUGCCCGACCUUCCGCAACGAGCUUCAUCCUCUGGACAUGGUGAUCUCCCUUCGCAGGCGGAAGGCCGCAAGGGAGGUGGUAGAGGUGGUCGACUCCCACACCGGCACUGCCAAGGCCAGCAGUCUCAAGAUCAUCUCGGUGCUGCCGGAUCCGAGGACUUCGUGGUAG
This is a messenger RNA of Symbiodinium sp. CCMP2592, 2682 nucleotides long. The record is from the annotation of a GenBank genome assembly. Lineage: Eukaryota; Dinophyceae; Suessiales; Symbiodiniaceae.